AUGACCUGGGAAACGCGGCGCCGGCCCCGCUCCGUCGGGGCUCCGCAAGGGGCUUCCUACGCGCUCCCGCCGCCGGGCUCGUCGCGGGGCGCCGGAUCCUCCGCGGCGUUUCCGCCGCCCGAUAAAGCCGGCUGGCGUAGGAAGGGAGAGAUUAGCUCGGGGUUGCAUUUUUUUUUUCCUGCCUUGCUUUCCCCCCCAGGUGGUUUCAGCAAGUUCCAGGCCGAGUUCGCCCUGCACUGUGAAACUAACCUAGACAGCUCGUGUAGCAGCAGCUCCCCUCCCCUGCCGGUGCUGGGCUUGGGGGGCCUCCGGAUCAGCUCCGAUUCCUCCUCAGACAUCGAGUCUGACAUUGACAGAGACCCCAACAGUGCCACCGACUCGGAUGGCAGCCCGCUGUCCAACAACCAGCCUUCCUUCCCGGUGGAGAUUUUACCCUACCUCUACUUAGGCUGUGCCAAGGACUCCACUAACCUGGACGUUUUGGAAGAGUUUGGCAUCAAAUACAUCUUGAAUGUUACCCCCAACCUGCCUAAUCUCUUUGAAAACGCUGGCGAAUUUAAGUACAAGCAGAUCCCCAUCUCUGACCACUGGAGCCAAAACCUGUCCCAAUUCUUUCCUGAGGCCAUCUCCUUCAUAGAUGAAGCUCGGGGGAAGAACUGCGGGGUCCUGGUGCAUUGCUUGGCGGGGAUCAGCCGCUCGGUCACGGUGACGGUGGCCUACCUCAUGCAGAAGCUCAAUCUGUCCAUGAACGAUGCCUACGAUAUUGUCAAGAUGAAGAAAUCCAACAUUUCACCCAACUUCAACUUCAUGGGCCAGUUGCUGGACUUCGAGCGAACUCUGGGGCUGAGCAGCCCCUGCGACAACCGGGUGCCGAGCCAGCAGCUCUAUUUCACCACCCCUUCCAACCAGAACGUCUUCCAGGUGGACUCGCUGCAGUCCACGUGAGCUCCCGCCGCCUCCCUCGCCCCUCACAGCAUCGUUUCCUCAGUGGUUCCUCUUUGGCAGUGGCAAAGCAAACGCAGCUUUCUCUUUUUCUGGUCUCUGGUGUCAAAAAGCAGCUGCCGAGGCAGGCUAGGAAAGGUUACACGGAGCGAGCUCUGCUCUCGUGAAGGGUGGGAAGGUGGUGAGAUCCCUGGGAAGGAGGAAGGUAGCGAGCAGCCAGCCGGGGG
Tinamus guttatus (white-throated tinamou) is the source of this 1169-nucleotide messenger RNA. NCBI's taxonomy places the organism in Eukaryota, Metazoa, Chordata, Aves, Tinamiformes, Tinamidae. The record is from RefSeq and is a predicted model, not a curated record.